Triticum turgidum subsp. durum (durum wheat) is the source of this 1230-nucleotide messenger RNA. The record is from the annotation of a GenBank genome assembly. NCBI's taxonomy places the organism in Eukaryota, Viridiplantae, Streptophyta, Magnoliopsida, Poales, Poaceae.
AUGGACUGGGAUCUCAAGAUGCCGCCCGGCGCCUGGGACCUCACCGAGCUGGAGAACGACGCGGCCGCUGCGCCGGCGGCUGCCCAGGCGUCGGCCGGCGGCAUUGCUAAUGCGGCCGGCCGGCCGGAGUGCUCCGUGGACCUGAAGCUCGGCGGGCUCGGCGAGUGCGGCGCUGCUCCGGACAGCCGCGGCCUCGGCAAAGCGCCGGCCGAGGCGGCGUCCUCGGCGUCGGCGCCCAGCGCGGCGAAGCGGCCGCGCGCGUCGUCGGGAGGGGGAGGUUGGAGCGGCGCGGGGCAGCAGCAGUGUCCGUCGUGCGCGGUGGACGGGUGUAGGGCGGACCUGAGCAAGUGCCGCGACUACCAUCGCCGGCACAAGGUGUGCGAGGCGCACUCCAAGACCCCCGUCGUCACCGUCGCCGGCCGCGAGAUGCGCUUCUGCCAACAGUGCAGCAGGUUUCACCUGCUUACGGAGUUUGAUGAGGCCAAACGCAGCUGUAGAAAGCGUCUUGAUGGGCACAACCGUCGCCGCAGGAAACCGCAGCCAGAUGUGAUGAAUUCUGCAAGUUUUAUGACAAGUCAACAAGGAACAAGGUUUUCAUCAUUUCCAACUCCAAGACCGGAGCAAAACUGGCCAGGGAUCAUUAAAACUGAGGAGAACCCCUAUUACGCACAUCAACUCCCUCUAGGCAUCAGCAACAGGCAGCAUUUUGGUGGCUCUGCGUCGACUUACGCCAAAGAAGGACGGCGAUUUCCUUUCCUGCAGGAAGGCGAAAUAAACUUUGCCACUGGUGUGGCACUUGAGCCUUCAGUGUGCCAACCGCUCCUCAAGACGGUAGCUCCUCCCGAGAGCAGCAGCAGCAGCAGCAAGAUGUUCUCUGAUGGGCUGACUCCAGUGCUGGACUCAGACUGUGCUCUCUCUCUUCUGUCAGCUCCGGCAAACUCCUCUGGUAUCGAUGUUGGCCCGAUGGUCCAACAGACUGAACACAUCCCCAUUGCCCAGCCUCUGUUCUCCAACCUGCAAUUCAGCAGCUCGUCCUGGUUCUCGCGCACCCAGGCUUCUACCGGUACCGUCUCAGCGACUGGAUUUUCCUGCCCUGUGGGGGAAAAUGAGCAACUGAACAAUGUGCUAAGCUCGGACAACAAUGACUUGAACUACAAUGGGAUAUUUCAUGUCGGCGGUGAAGGCUCGUCGGACGGCGCCCCGCCAUCUCUGCCCUUCCCGUGGCAGUAG